UGGACAUGGCUCGAUGCGUCAUCUGCAGCGCAAUCAGCUGACCAUGAGUGGUCAUGGUCAUGGACAUGGUCAUGGACACGGACACGGACACGGACAUGGACAUGGACAUGGCGCCUCCUUGGGGCAUCCAAAUGCUGGACAUGGCAUGGGCAUGGGCAUGGCACAUGGUGCCGCCACAUUGGGACAUCAUCAUGGCCAUCGCGGUGAUCUGAUCUUUCCGGAUGAUAUGGACAGCAUUGAGUUCUGCAUGCCAGCGCCGCCAUCGUCCUCCUCCUCAUCGUCACAGCAAAAUGGGGAGCUCCUGUUGCUGCAAGGCGGCCAUGGAGAAGCCUUCACGGAGAGACGGCGACGCGGACACAGUCGACGCAGCAAUCAUAAAAUGGAUGUGGAGCAACAGGUCAAAUGGUCACGCAAAAACAUUGCAGCCACCAUGGAGCGCUUUGAGCCCACCACCAACACACAGUCCUCGUCGUCCACAUCCUCACUGGACUAUGGAUUCGCAGCGGGCGUGAUGACGCCCAGCAGCAGCAGUGUCACGCCCUCGCAUGGAGCCGGCUCUGGUUCUGCGGGAAUGUCCUCCACACCCUCGCUGCAUGUCGCCUACAAUGGGGGAGGCGGUGGUGUUGGUGGUGCAGCUGGUGGAGGUGCAAGUGGAGGAGGAGCAGGAGGUGGAGUAGGAGCUGCUGCUGCUGCUGCUGCAGCUGGCGCACCAUUUAAUCAUGUCUACUCCUAUGCCUACUAUGAACCAGGUGCGGCCAAAUGCCAUACGAAUGUGCCUGCCCAGGGACAGGGCAAUGGUCAUCAUCAUGGUCACUCCAAGAGUCCGCCGCGCAAUUCUAUACGUGCUCUCUUGGCCAAAAGCUUUCGCUCCAAGUCAUCGUCGCACAGCGGACAAUCGACGUCGUCAUCGCCCAGCGCCGAGGAGCGGGACAGGCACACAUAUACGACAAGGUAUGGCACCACCGAGAAUCUCUACGAGGAGGUGAGCGAUCAGAAGAUCCGUAAGGUGCUAUCCGAUAACCGAAUCGCCACAUCGGGUGCGGGAAAUGUGAAGGAGGAACUGCGUCGAGUCCAACACAAUCAUUUCCGUGUGCUCGACGAGCUCAAUCUAUCGCUGGAGGCUCUCAUCAUGCCGCCCACGCCACCAGACAUCAGUCCCAGUCACGGAGGACCAACCAGUGGCAGCUCGAAUGAUGUGCAACAUGAGGCACCUACCGCUAGCAACAGCAGUGGAAGCGGAAGUGGAAGCGGAAGUGGAAGUGGCAGUGGCAGCGCCAGCGGCAGUGGAAGUGGCAUUGGAAUGGGCAUGGGAAUGAGCAUGGGAAUGGGAAUGGGAAUGGGAGCCAUGGGCACCACAUCGUCAUCUUCAUCGACGCAGGCGAAGAAUCAAGUACUGGCCACGGGUCAAAGGCCACGUCGCGGCGGAUUACUUGGUGGUGCAGCGGCCAGUGCCGCCUCCAACACGAGCUCGGCCUCGCAUGCCAGCUUAGAGAAUUUGUCGAGCACGCUGAACAGCAUGGAGCUGAAGGAUCAUGCGCACAGCAGCUGCAUCAAUCCGGAGUUCGAUGAGGGGGAUCUCGAUAGUGGAUUCAGUGGCAGCGGCAGCAGCAGCGGCGCCAGCUACAAUGAGAGUUUGCGCUAUUAUAAAACAGCCACGCCCACUAGCCACAGCCAUAGCCAUAGCCAUAGUCAUAGUCACAGUCAUAGCCACAGUCUCAGCCAGUCGAGCCAUAAUCCCAAUCUGAUGGGUCACAACAACAACAACAGUCACAGCAGCAGCAGCAGCAACAACAACCACAACAACAAUCACAUACACACAAGCACACACACAUUGCCGCACAAUCUGCGCAGCUGUCGAUCAUCUACAGCAUCGGGCACAUCCACAUCCAAGAGCAGUAUGGCCAGCUGUGGCGAGGAUCAGGGCAUUGCUGGCAUGGGAAUGGCCAUGAACAUGGGUAUGGCCAUGAAUAUGGGCAUGAAUGUGGGUGUGGGAACGGGAAUGGGAAUGAUUCCUGGCAUGGGCAUCGCUGAGUCGUCAGGUGGCAACUCCGUCUCGCCCUUCAACUAUCCACGUCGCUGCUCAGCGGAUCAACAGCGCGCCUCGGGACGCUCCAUGACAUCCGCCUCGGGAUCCGCAGCGGGUGCAGCCGUUACAAUGGCCACCGGCGCGAAACCCAAAAAGAAUUUCUGGACCAUGAAACCGUGAUGCUACAAAAGGGCCCUGCGACACAUAUGCAAGAAAUGGAGCAUUGUUAUGGAAUACAAUACAAAGACUGCCUCAUGCCAUGCCAUCCACUACUAUCAACCACAUCCGCAUCCGCAUUCGCAUUCACAUUCACAUUCGCAUUCGAAUCAGCGUUAUCAGCAACCACAGAAGAGCCACAACAGCAUCAGCAACAGCAA
Molecule: messenger RNA, 2403 nt
Organism: Drosophila innubila
Lineage: Eukaryota; Metazoa; Arthropoda; Insecta; Diptera; Drosophilidae
Product: hornerin
Exons: 3
Coding region: 14-2206 (730 amino acids)
Source: RefSeq, a predicted model, not a curated record